UAAUUUCUCAUAUGGAGAGGCAAAUCAUAAACAAGAAGAAACGAGUGUUUUCUGUUGAACCAAACAAGAUACCCCCUAGUGAAGUUUUCACGAGGAAAUACACAAGCCUCUUAGUUCCUGCACUCAAGAAGCUCAACAUGAACAAGAACUCUUCACAAGUCAACCAACUAACCGUGAAGCAUGAAGUAGACAUGGCUUUGGCUUUGUCUGCCCAAGAAUUUGCAUGGAGCCGUUUCUUGCUACAGAAGCUAUCGUCCUCGAACAAUCCAACCACUACUACCAGUUCUUCUUCCAACGGAAUUCGUAUUCAAGAAAGAUCCGGUAAAGAAGGUGGACACGAAGAUGGAGAGAGAGAGGAGAAACUGAGGGAACUGCAGAAGCUUUUGCCAGGUGGUGAAGAGAUGAAUGUAGAAGAAAUGUUGGGUGAGAUUGGCAAUUACAUUAAGUGUCUUGAGUUGCAAACGAUUGCUCUUAAGUCGAUUGUUCAAGAUACUACUUGACUUUUAGUUUUAGCUUGUGAUUUUAGUUUGUGUUUGAGUUUGUCCUUUAACUAAACUCAUCUAUCUAUGUUUUAUUUUCUCUCGUUUCUAUAAGAACGAGAGCAUAUGUAUUAUAGUGGUUUUAUCCUUCUUCUCUUAAUUAAUAUGGUUUAGGAAAUAGCUAAUAU
Molecule: messenger RNA, 667 nt
Organism: Brassica oleracea var. oleracea
Lineage: Eukaryota; Viridiplantae; Streptophyta; Magnoliopsida; Brassicales; Brassicaceae
Exons: 1
Coding region: 12-500 (162 amino acids)
Biological process (GO): regulation of DNA-templated transcription
Source: RefSeq, a predicted model, not a curated record